This is a messenger RNA of Bacidia gigantensis, 1620 nucleotides long. RefSeq lists its product as uncharacterized. The coding region runs from base 1 to 1620 and encodes 539 amino acids. NCBI's taxonomy places the organism in Eukaryota, Fungi, Ascomycota, Lecanoromycetes, Lecanorales, Ramalinaceae. The transcript has a single exon. The record is from RefSeq and is a predicted model, not a curated record.
AUGGAAGCAGAGCUUUCAAGCGAAGUGGGCGCUGCAGGUCGGCUCUUCAAAAGCUGCAUUGACCUGUACUGGGCACUCCUCCAAAGAACAUUGCCCUUAGAGUACAAAAAACAACAAAAACAGGCUCUGCGUACUGAGUUCGGAAGACUUUAUUUCUGGGGCGACGGCUUCUAUCCUUACGAUGGCCGGCUGGAUGAAAUUCUCACUGUCUCAAGUCGACUUCGAAAUCGGGUCACUUCAAUCUUGGUCGAGAUUGGCGGUCUUUUAUGUCAUGAGAAGACAGGUCUCUAUGGUUUGGUAGGUCGCGUACUUGUCGACGACAGGCUACGUGAGCAACGACAAGAGGUUGCUUCGCUCAUCGAAAGCAUACGAGAGACUUUGGACGACCCUGUGAGCAGUGGGAGUGAAAGUGAUAGUGGCUCAGACGUGAGUAAUGAGGGUAAUCAGCUCCAAGACAUCAUCACUGCUCUGCGAUCCCGAAAUCAAGGCCUCAUCGAUCUCAGCGGGUCUCUGGAACGGCCGGCUGCCGAUGCAGAUCCACCAGAAACCACUGCCGCCGAUUCAGUCGCUUUCAUUGUAUCAGGUCCUGCCGAAAUAUGGACUCGAAAGGUGAUUGACACGUUCCCAGACCUUGAUACAAGGUUUGCAGAGCGUUUGGGAGAAGCAAAUUGGCAAAGAUACCAACGGGUAGCCAGAAAACUGGAGAGCGCAGAACCUUUUGAUGAUGAAAGCGAAAGUGACCAUGAAGCUGAUAUGAGCGACGAUGACAUUGGAGUGCUCCCUCACUUCACCGAGACGACGAAGUCGAGCGCAGAUCCGAGUUCAAUUUUCAGCUCCGCUGGACGUCAGACCGCUACGACAGGUACCUCGAUCACUACAACCACUUUUGAUUACGCUUUCCCCAUGGCACCGAGGGUGCGAAUGCCCAAAGAUCUUAGAUCGCAGGCUACUUACACAUCACUCUUUACGAACGACGAAGGCGAGCGGGGCUGGCUCAAGAUCCCCGCUUUGCCAAAGGGGGCCGCCUCAGGCAAAGCUUUUCGCUGCACAGUCUGCGGUGAUCGCCAACAAGAAAUUAUAAACCGAAUGGAAUGGAAAAGGCACGUCUUUGCUGACUUGGAGCCAUAUCUGUGUACAUUCAACGAUUGUAAAGCUGGGCUUGCUUCAUUCAAAAAUCGGAAAGCCUGGGCUGAUCAUGAGUUCGCUGUGCAUCGAGUACAGAAGAUCUGGGUGUGCAACGACUGCGCUAAAGAAUUUGAUCAAAGGUCGCUUAUGCUUGAACAUACGUACGGCAGCCAUGGAAAUGUUCUUAUGCGAAACCAAUUAGAGGCACUAGUGAAUGCCGCGGAACGAUCUGUAGGUCCUGCUGGAAACAAUGGAUGCCCGUUUUGUUUGGAAACGCCCGCAACUAAGCCUAGAGGCUGGGCGAUGCAUGUGGGAAGGCAUAUGGAAGAGAUUGCUUUAGCUGUCCUGCCCCGCGACUUUAAGUUCGAAGAAGACAAAGAUUCAUUCUCAGAGCACAGCGUCGUUUCUGAUGGUGAAGAGCGACAAGACUCAGAAGUUCCAGAGACAGAGAAGAAGGGUAUCAUGAGGGGAAUCCCCCUGGAUGGACAGUUGUAG